UCUUUACAGGAUGGCUACAGGAGGGAGUACUGUCGCAGAUGUCAGUGCCACAACACCGGACGACGAUGACAGUACAUACGAAGAACAUUUACACGAUGGCUGCAUGGCCCUGCAGACUGGAGACUUGGACAAGGCAGAACAAAGCUUUGCAGCUUCGCUCAAGUCUGUUCAUGUCAAAGGAGAGUAUGGGAAAGAGGCAGAGCCCCUGUUCAAGUUGGCAGAUGUCUAUCUGAAGAGAGGAAUCCAGUCAAAGGACGGGGGUGAUUUCACCAAGGCUGCAGCACUCUGUAAUGCAGCACUGGUAAGAUCGAGGAGGGAAGAUAUAGAGGAAACAAUCCAAGAAAUAACUCAAGCAUUUGUAAAAGAAGUCUUGAAUGUCGAACAGAAUGUAAACAGUGAAGAUACAGAGAAACACAAAUUGAUGUUGAAGGCUGAUAGGGACUACGUAGAAAAAGAGAUUAAGAGAAUUGAACAAGAGGUAGAUCCAUAUAGCCUUGAUGAGAAUGACCCAACGAUAAAAGAAGUGGAGAUGAAGAGAGUUGAGGAGAACAGGGCUUGGUCAAUGAGUACAGGACGUUAUGCACUCAGAAACUUAAAGAAAACAAUGGGACAGUUCAGGUGGUAA
Molecule: messenger RNA, 625 nt
Organism: Branchiostoma floridae (Florida lancelet)
Lineage: Eukaryota; Metazoa; Chordata; Leptocardii; Amphioxiformes; Branchiostomatidae
Exons: 4
Coding region: 11-625 (204 amino acids)
Molecular function (GO): protein binding
Source: RefSeq, a predicted model, not a curated record